Talaromyces proteolyticus is the source of this 2850-nucleotide messenger RNA. RefSeq names its product putative C6 transcription factor. Gene Ontology annotation, biological process: positive regulation of transcription by RNA polymerase II; DNA-templated transcription. The transcript has 4 exons. The coding region runs from base 300 to 2783 and encodes 827 amino acids. The record is from RefSeq and is a predicted model, not a curated record. Lineage: Eukaryota; Fungi; Ascomycota; Eurotiomycetes; Eurotiales; Trichocomaceae. Gene Ontology annotation, molecular function: zinc ion binding; DNA-binding transcription factor activity, RNA polymerase II-specific; sequence-specific DNA binding.
CUAUUACUGAUCUGAUCGCUAUUUGGAACCUUUCCACUUUUCACAGCUCUUGUCACCAGCGAUUUUUGAGUGGGGGAAGGCUAGCAGCAUUAUUUUCAGCAGCGGUCGACAUUGGUCCUCCCGCCUCCGCUGGGACUGGGUCGCGAGAAAGACAUCGUGGGUAGAGUCUGUUUCCGGAAUCAAGAAUAAACAAUCCCAGGGAAAGACCAUGAAGAUUAAUAACGACCAGAGUCCACACUCCUUGUUUUGCCCCGGCCGAAUUUAAGUAGGAGCGCAAGGACUCUAUCUCGACCGUGAAGAUGGCAGAAUACCAUGUUCAAUCAAACUCACGACCGGUCUUUACAGACCCCUGGAAGCAGGUCACCCCGUUCAAAGGUACGCAGGACGCACCGGACGGCCGGAUCGCCCAUACGCUGACCGCGUGUACGAGAUGUCGACAGAGGAAAUCUAGAUGUGACCCUGGUAUCCCACGAUGCGAACCUUGCCAACGGAGCAAUUCGCGAUGUGUCUAUUACGAUCCGGCAAGAAAUAUGCCCAUUCCCCGCACAUACAUUGUCCAGCUACGAGAAAAAGCGCGCGCGCUGGAGAAAGAGAUAGAAGAGGCAGAAAAAGAGAUUCAGCAUACAGCAGAUGCGGAACUCAUGGUCCGCGGAGCUGGCCGCAUUAAAUUUACACCGACUGAUGAACCGAGGUAUCUCGGACCGUCAAGCGGUAUUGCAAUUACGAGGUUGGUGAUGGAGUUGGCCAAGCAGAACACAGAUUCCAAAAGCAUCAAAGAUGUCGUGCCCGCCAUGACAGCACAAGAGAUUCGCGACAUGUUUGCAAAAGAAAGUUCGAAGCCGACGUCCAAAGUUUAUCCAAUGAUCAGCUCUAUGCCACAGGAUGAGCUUCCACCGCGGGAACUGACCUACAAAUUGAUUGAUCUGUAUAUGGUUCGAGGCCAGGCUAUGUUGCCUGUACUUCAUGAACCGACUUUUCGACAAGACGCGGAAGACGUUUUUAGUGGCGCUACCGACCCUAUUCAGAAUUUUGAGCUACGGAUGAUAAUUGCCAUUAGUAUGCAAAAGCUCAGUGCCGACUAUGCAGGUCUCGCCGAUAGCUAUUAUCUGGCUGCUCUACCUUUUUUGGAACCCUCUCUGAAACGUAUGGAUAUCAGAACAUUACAAUGCCUCGCAUUGAUCGCCCAGUAUUCAUUAGUCACACCGACUAGGACGGCAUCAUACUGGGUGGUCGGCGCGGCCGUUAAAUUAGCCCAAGAACUUGGACUGACAGAGGAAGCCACCAUCACAAAAUCGCCCACUGGUGAACCUCUGGAUUUUCUGGAAGUUGAUAUGCGUCGGCGACUCGUCUGGGUUGUCAUCACAAUGGAAUUUGGAUUGGCUCACAGUUUAGGCCGCCCGAAUUCAUUUUGCCUGAGCCAUGAUCAUCUAGACAUCAAGUUCCCUGAGCUGGUGGAUGACCGUUUCAUUACGCCUCACGGGAUACUCGCCGGGGCUAAGCCAAUACUAGCUAAAUGUAUUGCGAUCCACUUUUUUAAAAUGCGGUUGUUACAAGCAGAAGUUCGGCGCACUCUUUAUCUAAACAAAAGAGAGACUCCAGUAGACCACCAGGAUCCCUGGGUUGAGCAGAUGGUUGCUAAAUUGGAUCACUGGGUAUCGUCCUGUCCAAAGGAGGAUGGAGGUAGUGGUUUGGGCGAAACCUGGUUUGUGGGUCGAAAGAACACUAUUGUAGUUAUGAUAUACCGUCCAUCCCCUCAGAUUCCUGAACCUACUGUCGAUGCCGCUCGGAAAUGCUACGAUGCCUGUGUCUUCAAUGUUAGCAUGCAUCGGGAGCAAAUGAGCACAGGGUCAGUGGACUUGACCUGGGCGUCCACUCAAGCCCUAUUCAUGGCCAUCAGUACUCUACUAUGGACUCUGUCUUAUCCUGAAAUUCGCAAAGAACAUUCAAUUGAUGAGGUAAUGAACUACCUUCAAAUUGCGUUAGAAGGAGUCAUGAUAUCCGCACAACGGUGGCCAGGUUGUGAGUCGGCUCUCCAACUGUACAGAAGUCUUAUUACUGCCUGCCUCAAAUCAUACGACACGAUGGAGUCUUUUGUCGUUCAUUCACCGUCUUCGCACCCGUCACCAGUCUCAACCCACGAUACCAUUACCCCGCCUACCAUGUCUAGUCCGUCAGCAAACUCCUAUUACUCUGUGCAGACCGUCACCUCUGCCAGUCAAUUAACUCCUGAGACUGAAACUCAAAGCACACCUUCUAGGGAUCCAUCGGCGGAACCCAAACCGGGAUUAUCUCCUGCCCAGAAUACUAAAGUGCCAACUUCACAGUCCCCAUUGAAUCCACCAGAUUUCACACUGUCUACCUCUACACACAAUACCUCGCAAACAUCACCCGCGCAAACCACUUCCCUCCAUCCACAGCUUUAUGAAAAUCAGGAGCCAUAUGCUCACAUGACAGCCGCAUAUUGCGACCCCAAUUUCGAUCCUGCAACGCCUUUUAAUUCGUUCCCCUCGGUCGUGCCUGGCCUUCCAGGUUGGGACCCCAACUACACAUCCGCGUCUACCACAUCAGGCGGUCUUGCGUAUGUCGAAGCUGCUGUUGAUCCCAUGUUUUGGAUGGGGCCAUUCGGAGGCGAAUAUUCACAAUACUCAAACCAGCCAGGACCAUGGCGCGGACGGACGUUGAGUCAGGAAGAACAAGUGGAACUCAUGGACUCUUUGGCAGAUAAUAUACCAGACGUGUCGUCACUGCUGGUCAACCAUGGAACUGUCCUCUACCGUUCCUGAUUCUCCUAGAUGGUGUUGCAGUCAAGCCGAACAGUAUCUAUUAAUAAAGCUCUAUCAUAUAUAUAUA